UCAAAAUUUCAAAUAAUUUUCUCCUCCGUCGUCUUCCAGAGCAGAAAGACGGAAAGGGAUAUGGCUGUCAUUUCCAAAAUCUCGGCGGACGCCACCGCCACCUCCGUCGAGGAUCCUCUUGUUCCUUGGCUCUGGUCAAUUAAGAAAGCACUGGACUCUCAAAGCUCAGGCGGAAGCAACAGUGAUGAAGAUCUCGAUCGGAUUGUUUCAGAUUGCAUCCAGACCUUCAAAAAGGAUCCUCGGUACCAGAAUGACGUCAGAUUUCUCCAGAUUUGGUUUCUCUACAUGGAUGGGAGUUCAGAUUAUGACAGUGUUUUCAGAGAAAUGUUGCAGAAUAAGAUUUGUUUGUCCAAUUGUAUGCUUUAUGAGAAGUAUGCGUUGCUCCUGGAGGCGAAAUGCAGGUUGAUUGAUGCAUUUAUGGUUUACCACUUGGGCAUUUCAAGAAAUGCUGAGCCGCUAGGCAGGUUGAAGAAGGCGCAAGUUUUGUUUCUUGAAAGAGUGUCUGAAUUCAGAAUGGCAAAUGGUUCACUCCAGAAGGACACUCAAUCAGAGAACGGUGAACCACUUGUGAAUCCAUGGGUGAUCUCAGUCAUUAAGAAUCUACUGCAGAAGAUGAACCCUCAGAUAUUGAAAUAUGAUGGAUAUCAUCUGAGCAAAAAGGCUUACCCUGGAAAGGUGUCAUUAUCUACUUUGCUGAAAUCAGGCAGGAAUAAAACCAUUGAUUUAGGUGGUUUUGCAUACCAAAUCAAAGGCUGUGCGGGUAAGGGUGGAUUUGCACAGGUGUUUAAAGCAUACUUUGAUAGUAAUCCAGAUGAGGUUGUUGCACUAAAGAUUCAAAAACCAGCUUUCCCUUGGGAAUUUUACAUGUAUCGUCAACUGGACAUACGGAUUCCACAAAAGGAGAGGUUGAAUUUUGGCUUUGCCCACCGGUUGCAUCUUUAUUCAGACUACAGCAUACUGGUCUCUGAUUUUGUGGCUCAUGGGACACUUCAGGAUGCCAUAAAUUCUAAUGCAGUGAUUGGAGGUUCCAUGGAAGAAAUAUUAUGCAUUUAUUACACCAUAGAGAUGCUCUGCAUGUUGGAAACCCUACAUGGUGCUGCAAUUAUCCAUGGUGACUUCAAGCCUGAUAAUCUGCUUAUUCGUUAUGCAAGGGAUGACCUAACAGAAGAUAAAGAAGCUUUACGUAACCGCACUGGUCCAUGGCGUGACCAGGGACUUUGUCUUGUUGAUUGGGGUAGGGGAAUUGAUCUCAGCCUCUUCCCUGAAAAGACACAAUUUAUAGGGGACUGUCGAACAUCUGGCUUUCGUUGCAUUGAAAUGCAAGAGAAUAAGCCAUGGACAUUUCAGGUGGAUACAUAUGGCCUAUGUGUGAUUGUUCAUAUGAUGCUUUACAAUUCCUACAUGGAGAUUGACAAAAGAACAGCUCGUGGUGGUGGCGACUACAUCUAUCAGCCCAAGUCACAUUUGAAACGGUACUGGAAUAUUAAACUGUGGCAGAACUUAUUCGCCAAGUUGCUUAACCCCGAUCCUAACAAAGAUCACCUGACAUUGUUGAAGAAUCUGAGGGAGUCAUUUCAAGAUUAUAUGUGCUCAGAUCCCCAGUUGCUUAGGAGGCUCAGACAAUUAUUACUGAAGCAAAAAUCUUCCCUAUGUUCUUCUUAGUCAUCACCAAAUGUGCCACUCCUAUAAGUGUGUUUUCUUGUCCCUUUGAUUGUUUCCCCAAGAAAUCCAGUGUGCAUUUUGGGCCUAUGGCGUUUACAGGGUGCUGUGUGGACUUCAGGAAUCACUAUCUCCGUGAUGAGAAUGAUGUACUUAGAAUCUUGUGAUAUGGUGUUUUCUACUCUGAGGUUGUAUUGAUUACACCAGUAAGGUCUCCUCGUACAGUAAUUAUUA
Molecule: messenger RNA, 1893 nt
Organism: Ipomoea nil (Japanese morning glory)
Lineage: Eukaryota; Viridiplantae; Streptophyta; Magnoliopsida; Solanales; Convolvulaceae
Product: mitotic checkpoint serine/threonine-protein kinase BUB1
Exons: 14
Coding region: 61-1662 (533 amino acids)
Biological process (GO): mitotic spindle assembly checkpoint signaling; meiotic sister chromatid cohesion, centromeric; protein phosphorylation
Molecular function (GO): protein kinase activity; ATP binding
Source: RefSeq, a predicted model, not a curated record